Messenger RNA from Pelobates fuscus (common spadefoot toad), 4063 nucleotides. RefSeq names its product glycophorin C (Gerbich blood group) (gene GYPC). Bases 116 to 391 code for a protein of 91 amino acids. Lineage: Eukaryota; Metazoa; Chordata; Amphibia; Anura; Pelobatidae. The record is from RefSeq and is a predicted model, not a curated record. Gene Ontology annotation, cellular component: cortical cytoskeleton; membrane. The transcript has 3 exons.
GUGACACACAUGUUGUUUCCUUUUCCAGUUUCGAGAGAGUCAAGAGGCAGACGGGAGACUCUUUUACACAGCUGCUCCCCCGGCAGAGCAUCCACUCACAGGACAGGUUCUUAGCAUGGCCACCCCAAACUACAGCGUCACUCCUCCACCUGCUGAAAUCUCCAGCAACGGAACAGAUGCUGCUAUCAUCGGAGGUGUGAUUGCUGCCGUAGCCGUGGUCUUGCUCUGCCUCUUGGUAGUGAUUCUCCGAUACUUAUACAGACAUAAGGGGACCUACCACACAAACGAGGCCAAGGGAACAGAAUUUGCUGAAAAUGCAGAUGCUGCUUUGAAAAAUGACCCCAGCCUACAGGAUGCUGUGGAUGAAUCCAAAAAAGAAUAUUUUAUCUGAGUCUGAACCUUCAGCACACAGAAGGAUUGGUUUCUCAAAGCUCUGCUUCUUCCGUUGUACUUUAAAGGAUUUAAUGUGCAAAACACUACUGCAGUAUUCAUAAAAACUCCCGAAUCCUAAAGAACAAAGCAUCUUCUAUCUACGGAAGGUCCUAACACCAAAGUGCCCGACUGUGACCUCGCUCUGUGUCAUACCGGGAGAACCUACCUACCUGCAGUGUCACGUGUCUCAUGGAUCAUUUUUAUGCCACAGCCUCAGAGAAUUGAAUGGAUCUUUUCUACUUAGAACCAUUAACUAACGGCGGUGGAAUGGCACUACUCAAAAUUGCCACAUUCUCAGUUGUUAAUGGAAACAUCAUUUUAACGGAAGCUUAAACCAUCUUCAUUAUUUGUUUGAUUGCACCUUGAGCCUUUAAGUUCUGCUGGGGAGUGUGCAUCUUUCCUUAAAGCACUGAAAGGUUUAAAGCCUACAUUGAUGCAAAGAGCAAAUAGCGUUCCCUACAGCCUGACAUUCGCUGCAUAAUCACACUGCCAAGGUUUCUCCAUGCCGAGUUUCCCGGUAUACUGUGUGUAAUUGGCAUGUGAGACCUUGUGUCACAGAAUGUCCGUGAUACCACAAUGUUUUAUUAUAAACGCUUAUUAUCCUAAAGUUUAUUUAAAACACAUCUUAUCAUUUCACUUGCAGAUUGUAAAUACAAUAACUGGUAAAAUAUGGUAGAACCAAGCAGCGGCUGUUUGGAUGCUGGUAAAUGUGAGAAUAUCUACAUGGACAUAAAUAUUGGCUAUUCACUAUACAGGGAUGUCAUAAAUAUGCCCACAGAUAGAAAAUCCAUGCUACGGCAACAACGGGCACUCUCAGCCAGCGGAGGUGCCAAACUCGAAAGGUUGCUUCUAUCCCAAAUGCUACCAUUGUUUAAAUCCAAUGUAUUGAAGGGAACAGCCAACACAGGAAUGAUAAAUACACAUUAUUAAAAAGAUAUAAAAUGCUUUGACAAAUCAUAUUUUUUAUAGUUGUUAUACUUUAAUAGUUUGUUCUCAUUUGCAUGAUCAUAUGCUAAUUAAGUAUGUAUCAUUGGAGCAAUUUAUUCACAUGUUGGGCUGCACAGAAAUGUCACAAAGAGAAGGAGGUGACACGUUAGAAAUAUCUCAUGUUACAUACUGGAAAACAUAUGUGUUAAUAAUAUGUACACACGUGUUCCAUAAUGUAUGUGAUGCAGGCUCCUUCACUGGUAUGGCUGAUACAAGUUUAUUGAUACAAUAUUUCUUACAAAUGAAAAAUACACAGAUCUGAUGAUGACUCAAGAAUUUGCUCUCAUCUAAAAUGACUAGACAGGAAUCUAUUUACUAUGCACUGAACUGCAAUGAAAUGAAAUGGAAAUUGCAAAAUUCUGUACAACUGUCUUUUUAAUGAAUAAGCCCCCAUAGGAAUAUUGCCGACAAUUCUGUUACAUUCAAGGUCAUUAGCACUUAAUGUAGCCAAUCAGGAGUAGGUUUCUGUCUCAGCCAAUAGAAACUAAGAGUGUAAAGUAACCUUGGCACAACAUCUCCAUUAAAACAAUCUUAACGAGGAAUAUUGGGUAAAUAAUCAUUAAACCAUGAAUAAUGUACAGUAAGCAAGACAUAAUUAUAUUAAUCUAUGGAGAAAUUAACUGGAGACUUAUCUCAGCUUGAUGAAUAUGACUUUGUGGUUUUAUUUUGUGAAGCAAUAGGAUUUUUUUUACAGAUUUGAUACAUUUUUGAUAAGUGGUUUUCCAUCCAAAACAUAUUUUAAAAGUAAUUAUGUAGCGCUGUUUGAUAGAUUUAGGAUUAAAGUCUUUGACCUCCGAGUGUCAGUAUAAAAGGAUAUUCGGUGAAAGAGGUCUAGUUCUCCAUAUUCCCAGUAUAGCAGUAAUGUGAGCAGUGUGUUUUAUCAGACUAAUUAAGCCAUCUAUCCACUUACACUACAUGACAUGUUUAAAGGAUCUGAUUUCAUUUAUACACAGUUUUAACCAAAGUGCCAGCAAUGUAUAUAUACAAUGUGUUUUUUUUUACCUUAUAUAUUUGUACCGUCAGCCUAGAGGUAUGGGUAUGACAAGUAUGGUGGGUAUAUGUGCAUUCAUAUAUUCCCAUAAAGCGAGCAUGAAAUUAGCAUCCUGGAGGUGAAUGCGUGCUCGUACAGCCCCCAACAUUCAGUGAUCAUAACAUUUAACCUAUGUCUUUGCUAGAGACUUCCAUAGCUCAGAGUGCAGAUAGCAUGUUAGCAUCCUUGUCAUCCACACAUUUUUAUUGACAAGUCAAACUUUAUAAACUUGAAUACAGCUUCAACCUUUUUCUUUAACAUAAUUGCUACUAAUCGAGGUGUAAUGUUUGAUAUCAGAGGUGAUUGCGAUUUUCAAGCGAUAUGAUCCUCUGUAAUUUCUCAUUACAGAAGUCUUUAAUUCACACAUUAUCAGCCCAGAAUAAUUCAUUUAGCGCUGGAACACUGGCCCGUGACACCUUUAUUUUUGCUGGGAUUCAAACUUGGGUUGUUUCUGGCCAAGAUUUAUGUGAAAUGUCUCUAACAAGAUUUAGAGUUACAAGGAUUGACCUAACAUGAUGUCAUGGAACAGGCAGCUCUCCAGCUGCCGUUUAGCUCGAUGACUUACUGGCUACGCUAAGAAUUAUGGGUGGUAGAUUUUCGUUAAAACAUUUCAGCAAUAGCCGCAGCUGGAGAGACACAUCCAUUGGUUCUGAGUGACGUUUACUGACAUUACACAAUCUGUGUAGGACUGGCCCUGGUUUUAGCAUAAAUACAUAAUAAGAAAGAUAUAUCGUAUCAGUAUAUUCGAACACCAUUUAUCCCUCUGCUCGACUCUACAGCAAUAAACGUAAUGAUUACUAUUACUAAAUGAUGGACUGCUAUAUAUGGCAGAUAGAACUCUGUUAGAAAUACUAUCUAAAGAUACUGGUCCACGGGCAAGCUCAGAAUUAUUCAGGAAUCCGUCAGCGAGUUACAAAUAGUAGUUAAACUAAACGAAUUCUCCAACGUAUGUAUGGCCUCUAAUAAAACUAGUCUGUCCUUAACAUCUGCAGUUUUCCAGGGAACAGUUCAGCUUAGUGAAUAACGCUGAUUGUGACUUUAUGAUGAAAUUUGGAUACAGUCUAGAACCCGUGCUGACAGUUGGAGAAAGCUGCUUAAACAACAUCUGACUCCUUUUAGAGUUAUCUGUUUAAUUGCUGUCGUCCAGAGGUUUAACCCUUUAGAUCAGGGGUAGGCAAUCUUCGGCACUCCAGAUGUUGUGGACUACAUCCCCCAGAAUGCUCUGACACCCAUAAUGCUGGCAAAGCAUCAUGGGAGGUGUAGUCCAAAACAUCUGCAGUGCCGAAGGUUGCCUAUGCCUGCUUUAGAUGAUAAAAAUGCGAGUAACAUAUUCUCCAUUUGAGAAGAGAUUCCACCGCAAAGCUUUGUCAGUGCAAAAUGCAGCCACAAUCCCAUUACUACACUAUAUGGAGGCUCGAUCGUGUCUUCAUGUGCCAGUGUGCGCAUACUCCUUUGGCAUACAGAGUGUUAACACACCCGCAGCUUAGCCGUCAUCACUUUAACUAGGAUUGCUGGAUUUUAAUAGGGAUUCAAUGACUUAAUGUUGUUUUAUAUUUUAUAACUCAGAGACCUUUGAAUCAAUAAAGCAGUAUUACUGCAUUUGCAGAAUUAAAA